Messenger RNA from Trypanosoma theileri, 573 nucleotides. RefSeq lists its product as uncharacterized. The transcript has a single exon. The record is from RefSeq and is a predicted model, not a curated record. Lineage: Eukaryota; Euglenozoa; Kinetoplastea; Trypanosomatida; Trypanosomatidae. Bases 1 to 573 code for a protein of 190 amino acids.
AUGUCUAAACAUAGCGGUAAUGCUCCUGUCAAGCAGGAUGUGCGUGUGUUCCAGUCCACCAUUGACACUUCUUCAAUUGUUUCAACGGUGUUUAAUCAACCUUCUUUCUACAUGGGAAUUGUGAAUAUGGUCAUCAUGUAUCUCACGCAGCGUUUCCCAGAGGAGCUCAUGUCGCCAAAGUACUUGACGAUGACAUAUAAUGGUAUUCGUGCUCCCGCUAUGUUAACUAUUCCAUUCUGCUGCAUUGCGGGUGGAUAUUUUUCAGUGGCGAGUGUUAUUAGCACAUCUGCGUUUCCGUUAGCGGGUCACUUGUGCGGCUACACACUUAGUCUCGGCGUUGGACUCACGAUGUUGACCUUCCGCCGGGUGUCGUGGUACUACCCGCUGCUUGGGGUGAUGUAUCUCUCGUUUGGCGGCUUUCACCACUACCGGCGGAUGAUGGUGUACGGCGACAAUGCCCCCAUUUACAACUGGGGGGAUAUGAGCGAAAUAUGGAAUGCGCGUGCGGAGGCAAAGCGGGAGGCCAGACAACAACGUUUGUUAGAAAAGGAGGCGAUGAGCUCACAGAAAUGA